This is a messenger RNA of Gadus macrocephalus (Pacific cod), 1770 nucleotides long. It is a transcript of the gene fam53b, whose product is annotated as family with sequence similarity 53 member B. Gene Ontology annotation, biological process: protein import into nucleus; positive regulation of canonical Wnt signaling pathway. Lineage: Eukaryota; Metazoa; Chordata; Actinopteri; Gadiformes; Gadidae. The record is from RefSeq and is a predicted model, not a curated record. Gene Ontology annotation, cellular component: nucleus.
AUAACGUUAAUAUGGAGCAUCCCGUCCGGGACGUUGCGACGUGAGACGAGUACGCCUGGGAACAACGAGGUUAGGCACCGGCGCACUGGAGUGGAGUUGUAGUUGUGUGAGCAGCCUGAAGGCUGGUACAAAGCUAGAACAACUUACCCUCACAUUGUAUGUCUUGCUUCCUGUCUGCAAACAUCUCAAAAUGAUCCAGCCAAACUAACUGCCAGCACUUUGUCAUCCGCUGGCUCUCCGAGAUGUCCACCCUGUUUCUUGAUUGGACAGAAGACUGAAUCACAUUCCUGGAGGCGUCGAGGGGACUCUCUGCCCGCUGCGCAUGCUUGAGUGUCCUGCUCUUCAACAUGGCUCCUGACCGCCUCGCUUCGCAUUCAAGUCACCCAGGGCAAAAAUGUGCGUUGUCAUGGUGAUCAUUAGCAAAAAAACGCUGGAGAAGAAGCGCGUCGAAGAUGUAACGUCCAGGUGUCCGGAAAUAGGCCAGCUGCGGGAGCCGACCAUGAGCCAGGGAACGGCCCUCUUCUCUUGUGGACUGAUGGAGGCGGGCCGGUGGCGUGAGCUGGGCCAGGGCUGCCCCUCGCGGCCAGUGGGCGCCAGCCUGGAGAGCCUGUGGGACGCGGUGCCCGAGGAGUGCCAGAGCCCCACGGGGUGGCUGGGCGGCGGCGGCGGCGGUGGCGGCGCCAUCUCGGGGCUGCUGCGGGAGCUCAGCCUGGCGGACCCGGCGGCCUUCGCCGCGGCGCCGCCCAGCAAGCGGCAGUGCCGGUCGCUGUCCUGCUCCGACGAGCUGGCGGGGGGCUGCCGCGCGGCGUGGGCGCCCAGGGGGUCCCGCGUCUGGACGGCGGUGGAGAAGCGGCGCUGCCACAGCGGGGGCAGCGUGCACCGCGGCGCCGGGGGCGGAGCCUCGGGGGCGCCGGCCGCCGUCGUCUUCCCCGCCAUGCAGCGCAGCUCCAGCUUCAGCCUGCCGGCGCGCUCCAACGCGGCGCUGGAGCUGCCGUGCUUCUCCCCGGGCCUGGCGCCCGCCUUCACCGGCCGGGCCUCCCCUUCCUCCUCCUCCUCCUCCUCCUCCUCACCCUCCUCCUCCUCGGUGACCCUGUCGUCGGCGGCGCCCGGCGGCCUCUACCUCUCGCACGAACACAUCUUCCCGGCGCUGGCGCCCCCGGGGGCGUCGCCCGACAGCUCCCCGGGCUCCACCCCCGAGCUGGAGCGCCGUAGGGGCGUGGCCGGGCCGGGGGGAGGGGGGGGGGGGCUGGCCCGCAGCCGCUCGCAGCCCUGCGCGCUCGACCACAAGAAGAUGGGCGUGAAGCGCCGGAGGCCGGCCGACUCGCGGCCGUCCCUGGACCUCGCCAAGAUGACCCAGGUGGGUGCUGAUGGGAGGAGGCUGGUGGGGUGGGGGGGGGGAGGGGCAGCGUGUGACCACUGAUGAUACGGGGAUCAGAUGACAGCGUGCGAUGCGAGCCGCCGCCGUGGCGUCCUCAAUAGGACAUUGUGCGCCCGGACACAAAGCAGGCACUCACGGAGAUACAUGCAAAAAAUAAAAAAGACCAGCGCUGCUCAUUUCAAAGCGGAGCGCGGCCGCUAUGCAUUCUGGGAGGCAUUGUUUCCGGGCCGGGUACGCGAAUGUGCGACGACUCUCGAAGCAUUACCGUUUUGACAAAUGUCAACGUGGAAAAGCAAAGUCAUUGAGGUUGAGUCUUUUGAGAAUAAUUUGGAUGCUUUGGGAUUUCGGUAGAACUUAUUUAUUAUACAUUAUUUAAUACGGUUAUGGAGCCG